Molecule: messenger RNA, 1161 nt
Organism: Aspergillus tanneri
Lineage: Eukaryota; Fungi; Ascomycota; Eurotiomycetes; Eurotiales; Aspergillaceae
Gene: BIO2
Product: biotin synthase
Exons: 2
Coding region: 1-1161 (386 amino acids)
Biological process (GO): biotin biosynthetic process
Cellular component (GO): mitochondrion
Molecular function (GO): 2 iron, 2 sulfur cluster binding; biotin synthase activity
Source: RefSeq, a predicted model, not a curated record
AUGUCUUUGCCUCUCCCUCGGACCCUCCCCAGGGUCAUCCUGAAGAGAUCCUAUGGCACCGUCCAGCAAGCCCCCAGCGCCGCCUCCCUCGCCAGCCGAAUCCCAAUUGCAUUGCAGGAGGCAACGGGGGCUACCGCCCCCCGAACCAAUUGGACCCGGGAAGAGGUCCAGCAGAUCUAUGAGACGCCGUUGAAUCAGCUCACCUAUGCUGCUGCUGCUGUUCACCGUCGCUUUCAUGACCCUGCAGCCAUCCAGAUGUGUACCCUGAUGAACAUCAAGACAGGCGGCUGCAGUGAGGACUGCUCGUAUUGUGCACAAUCCUCCCGGUACAAUACGGGGCUCAAAGCGACGAAGAUGAGCCCUGUUGACGACGUCCUAAACGCGGCUCGUAUCGCCAAGGCGAACGGAAGCACCCGUUUCUGCAUGGGUGCCGCCUGGCGCGACAUGCGCGGCCGCAAAACUAGUCUGAAAAAUGUUAAGCAGAUGGUGUCGGGUGUGCGAGAGAUGGGAAUGGAGGUUUGUGUAACGCUUGGUAUGAUUGAUGAGAACCAGGCCAAGGAAUUGAAGGACGCCGGCCUAACCGCCUACAACCACAACCUGGAUACCUCGCGCGAGUUCUACCCGUCCAUCAUCACGACCCGGUCAUACGACGAGCGGCUUAAAACCCUAUCACAUGUGCGAGACGCUGGCAUUAAUGUAUGCUCUGGCGGGAUUCUGGGUCUGGGCGAGGCAGACUCGGACCGUAUUGGUCUCAUCCACACAGUCUCAUCCUUACCUUCGCACCCCGAGUCUUUCCCCGUGAACGCCCUGGUGCCCAUUAAGGGUACCCCACUGGGAGACCGCAAAAUGAUCUCCUUCGAUAAGCUUCUCCGAACGGUUGCCACCGCCCGAAUUGUGCUUCCUGCCACCAUCGUUCGCCUGGCUGCCGGUCGUAUCUCCCUCACCGAAGAGCAGCAGGUUGCCUGCUUCAUGGCCGGAGCUAACGCCGUCUUUACGGGUGAGAAGAUGCUCACGACUGACUGCAAUGGCUGGGAUGAGGAUCGGGAGAUGUUUGAGCGCUGGGGUUUCUACCCCAUGCGCAGUUUUGAAAAGGAGGCCGCGGGAAGCGAUUCGCCUACUCGGGAAAAUGUGACUACUGCGCCGGCCGCAGCGAGCUCGUAG